Antrostomus carolinensis (chuck-will's-widow) is the source of this 2016-nucleotide messenger RNA. RefSeq names its product nucleoporin 54 (gene NUP54). Gene Ontology annotation, cellular component: nuclear pore central transport channel; nuclear pore. Gene Ontology annotation, biological process: nuclear pore organization; NLS-bearing protein import into nucleus; protein localization to nuclear inner membrane. The record is from RefSeq and is a predicted model, not a curated record. NCBI's taxonomy places the organism in Eukaryota, Metazoa, Chordata, Aves, Caprimulgiformes, Caprimulgidae. Gene Ontology annotation, molecular function: structural constituent of nuclear pore.
AUGCCUGUCUUGUCCUUAGUGAUGAAAAAAUAUUUUAGCUUUUCUUUUCAACCUGCUUUUUACUUAGAACUAAUGUUACCUUGCUCUUUUUCUGCUUCCCGCUUGUCAGGAUUUGGUGGGCUUGAAACUACAAACUCCACUGCCAGUGGGUUUAAUUUUGGGGGUUUCGGAUUAACUGCUAAUCCUGCAGUGAAUUUUAAUAUUGGGAAUUUCGGUGUUUCCACUACCUCAACUCCACCAUUCAAUUUUGGUAACAGUCUGGCAAGUGCAGGUGCAUUCGGAGGAUUCGGGACAACUACCACCACUGCGGCUCCAGCAUUUAGUUUUUCUGCUCCUACCAACACAGGCACCAGUGGGCUCUUUGGCACUACCCAGAAUAAAGGCUUUGGAUUUGGUACUAGUUUUGGCACAGGAACUGGAACUGGCUUGGGUAGUGGGUUGGGAACUGGGCUGGGCUUUGGAGGCUUCGGUACCCAGCAGCAACAGACCACAUUAGGAAGUGGCUUGUUCAGCCAACCUGCUCAGACACCCGCCCAGUCAAACCAGCUCAUCAAUACAGCCAGUGCCCUCUCCGCUCCCACACUCCUAGGAGAUGAGAGAGACGCUAUUUUGGCAAAAUGGAACCAGCUCCAGGCCUUCUGGGGAACAGGCAAAGGGUACUUCAACAACAACAUCGCCCCCGUGGAGUUCACUCAAGAAAACCCCUUUUGCAGGUUUAAGGCUGUGGGUUACAGUUUAAUGCCCAACAACAAAGAUGAAGAUGGCUUCGUGGUCUUGGUCUUCAACAGAAAAGAAACAGAUAUUCGAAGCCAGCAGCAGCAGCUCGUAGAAUCACUACACAAAAUUCUGGGAGGAAACCAGACCCUCACUGUCAACGUGGAAGGUGUUAGAACGAUGCCAGAUGACCAGACAGAAGUGAUCAUCUAUGUCGUGGAGCGCUCGCCCAACGGUACUUCGAGGAGAGUUCCUGCAACGACCCUCUACGCCCACUUUGAACAAGCCAACAUAAAAUCAUCCCUGCAGCAGCUGGGGGUCAGCCUCUCCAUGGCCAGAACAGAGCUUUCCCCAGCACAAGUCAAACAGCUCCUGCAGAACCCUCCUGCUGGUGUUGAUCCUAUUAUAUGGGAACAAGCCAAAGUUGAUAAUCCUGAUCCUGACAAGCUUAUUCCUGUGCCAAUGGUGGGUUUCAAGGAACUGUUGAGAAGAUUGAAGGUCCAAGAUCAGAUGACCAAACAGCAUCAAACUCGAUUAGAUAUAAUAUCAGAAGAUAUCAGUGAGCUGCAGAAAAACCAAACGACAACUAUGGCAAAAAUUGCACAGUACAAAAGGAAACUGAUGGCUCUUUCUCACAGGACAUUACAGGUGUUAAUAAAGCAGGAGAUCCAAAGGAAAAGUGGUUAUGCCAUUCAAGCAGACGAAGAGCAGCUUCGUGUACAGUUAGAUACCAUUCAGUGUGAACUUAAUGCACCUACACAGUUCAAGGGCAGACUGAAUGAGCUCAUGUCCCAAAUCAGGAUGCAAAACCACUUUGGAGCAGUGCGGGCCGAAGAGCGCUAUUACAUAGAUGCAGACCUCUUGAGGGAAAUCAAGCAGCAUCUGAAGCAGCAGCAAGAAGGCCUGAGUCACCUAAUCAGCAUUAUAAAGGAUGAUUUGGAGGACAUCAAACUUAUAGAACAUGGGCUGAACGAGACCAUUCCCAUCAGAGGAGGAGUCUUCAGUUGACAGGGUGGGUGCUGCUGGGCUUACACAGAACACGUUCCUCGAAUUCAUGGGUCACCUUCCAAGGCUAAAACUGUUGAGGUAAAAUAAAAGGCAUCUACGAGCAAUGGGAUUUUGGCUGUUAUCUUUAAAAUUAGCAAAGCCUCUUCUAAACUUUUGAACUUGACCUUUGGAAGGUUUCUAUUUUAUAAAGCUGUAUAUGCUUUAAUAAAAGAGGGAAAACUGAAUCUGUUCAGAUACUGGUUUACUAUAAAAAUAUAUAUGUACUAUUGUACAUUUUCUUCUUUUUCUUUUUUU